AAUUGCCAAUAACCCAUGACUUUGUAAUAAUAUUAUGAAAGUAGUAUAUAUCCAAGUACUUGACAAUAACACAAUUUUAUGAAUGCACGUAAUUAACUAAAACCAAAAAACAUAAUCAUAAUAAAUGUUUAUGUACUGUACUAACACACUUUUCAAGUUUGAGAAAGUGAGAACAAGAAGAUAAUGACUGCCGAUGAACGUAAUUUUCGUUCAACUUAUUACGAAAAAGUAGGCUUUCGAAAUGUAGAAGAAAAAAAAUCUCUCGAAAUUUUACUAAAGGAUAAGCAUGUGGAUAUUUUAAAGUUAAAACAAUUUUGCUUGAGAUUUUCAGUACCUGCAAUUUACAGAAACACUGUAUGGAAAUUAUUAUUAAAUGUAAUCCCAAAGUAUGAGAACUGUCGACAAUUUGUGAUGGAACAGAGAAAUCAGGAAUUUAAGGAUCUCCUGCAUGUUGUUCAAGUUAUGAGAUUGGUAGAUGGAAACACUUCAAAACCACAAGUCUUUCUUAUCAUGUGGUUAUUGCAAAGUGGAAACUUAGGAUAUGAUUUUAACACGCAGUAUCACAGGGACUAUGGCUUUAUCAAUAUUGUACAAAGUUUAAUGGAGUACUUUCAUUUUACUGAUGACAUUGAUAUUUACUGGAUUGCCAAAUCCCUUUAUGGAAACAUUAUAAAGAUCGAGACAGACUUUCCAAAACUUUUAGAAUGCACUUGUACAAUUCUAGAAAGGGAAGAUAAUGCCUUGUAUAAGUAUCUUCAAGGUGAAGGUAUUCUGAAUAAUCUGCCUCUUGAAAAGUGGUAUAAAAGCUGUUUAGCAGGCGUUUUGAAUGAUUCUGCAUUGGCCAAAAUAUGGGACAAGUUAUGCGGUGGGUCUAAUAAAAUUUUAGUUUUUGCUGUUAUUUCUUUAUUAAUUAAUCAGAAGUACAGACUCCUCACUUGUACAACAUUGAACCAGGCCCUGGACUACCUAAAAAACAUUUCUGAUGAUGCAGCAGAUGUUAUAGCAAAUCAAUCAAUAGAAAUGUGGCAGCAAAACGGUAGUCCAUUGACUGUUCAUGACAAACCUAAACCGUAAAUAAUAUUGUAAGUAAAUUUCUACAUUUUCGUCUUUGCCAAGCAUUUGUGAAUGCUUGUACCAUACAUUAUUUUGUUUGUGACUAAUAAUUAGUUAAUUAGGAUUAGGAUAAGAUAAAUAAAAAUUUAUGGUUAGUCAA
Messenger RNA from Agrilus planipennis (emerald ash borer), 1213 nucleotides. It is a transcript of the gene TBC1d7, whose product is annotated as TBC1 domain family member 7. Gene Ontology annotation, biological process: negative regulation of TOR signaling; activation of GTPase activity. The coding region runs from base 184 to 1074 and encodes 296 amino acids. Lineage: Eukaryota; Metazoa; Arthropoda; Insecta; Coleoptera; Buprestidae. The record is from RefSeq and is a predicted model, not a curated record. Gene Ontology annotation, molecular function: GTPase activator activity. The transcript is spliced from 6 exons.